Molecule: messenger RNA, 3033 nt
Organism: Myripristis murdjan (pinecone soldierfish)
Lineage: Eukaryota; Metazoa; Chordata; Actinopteri; Holocentriformes; Holocentridae
Gene: cwf19l1
Product: CWF19 like cell cycle control factor 1
Exons: 14
Coding region: 97-1776 (559 amino acids)
Biological process (GO): mRNA splicing, via spliceosome
Cellular component (GO): post-mRNA release spliceosomal complex
Molecular function (GO): RNA lariat debranching enzyme activator activity
Source: RefSeq, a predicted model, not a curated record
UCGAGGGGACCCAUAUCAAAGACGUACACAGCCUGCAAGUCGCAAAAAUCCAAAUUACAAACCGUUGGCAGUUAUUAGCUGUAAUUUCGCCACGACAUGGGAGAGCAGCCUCUGAGAGUCCUGGCAUGUGGUGAUGUUGAGGGCAGGGUGAAUGCUCUGUUCAACCGAGUGCAGACCAUCCAGAAGAAGAGUGGCCAGUUUGAUCUCCUGCUGUGUGUUGGGGAGUUUUUUGGAGUCACACCGGAGGCCGAGGCCGAGUGGCACCAGUACAAAUCUGGAGCCAAGAAAGCUCCCAUCCACACUUACAUCCUUGGAGCAGCCAGCCAGGAGACAGUCAAGUAUUUCCCCAGUGCAGAUGGCUGUGAGCUGGCUGAAAACAUCACCUACCUAGGUCGUCGGGGUGUGUUCACAGGGGCAUCAGGCCUGCAGAUAGCCUACGUUAGCGGUAGAGAGGCCCUCCAGGAGCCGGCCCCUGCCCACUGCUUCACACCCAAAGACCUGCUGACCCUGGUGGAGUCGCUGACCAACAACUCCAAGUUCAGAGGAGUGGACAUCCUGCUGACGUCUCAGUGGCCCCGAGGAGUGUGGCAGUACGCCAAUAACCCGGAAGUGAACACUAAGUUCUGUGGGACGAGCUCUGUCGCCAGACUGGCUGAGAAACUGAAGCCACGCUACCACUUUGCUGCACUAGAGGGCGCUCAUUACGAACGACUGCCAUACAGGAACCACAUGGUCCUUCAGGAGAAUGCGCAGCAUGUCAGCCGCUUCAUCGCCUUAGCAACUGUCAACAACCCUGCCAAGAAGAAGUAUCUGUAUGCCUUCAACAUAAUUCCCAUGAAGACUAUGGAUCCGUCAGAGCUGGUGAAGCAGCCUCAGGACGUCACAGAAAACCCAUACAGACGCUCUGGGAAAGACGAGGCCGAGCUGCACAAACACACCAGCGGCUUCCAAAGUGCAGGGGCCGAGGAGCCAGCCUGCCAGUUUUUCUUUGACCUGAGCAAAAAGCAGGGCGGGGGUGGCCGCGGCAGGAAGAGGCACUCAGAGGGGGACAGGCAUCAGCAGGGACAGCCGCAUGAUGGAGACAGGCACCACCAGGGACAGCCCAAACAGCCUCGCAGGCCCCCUCAGCCCACUGGGCCCUGUUGGUUCUGUCUGGCCAGUCCUCAGGUGGAGAAACACCUGGUCAUCAGCAUAGGAACACAUUGUUACCUGGCUCUGGCUAAAGGGGGUCUGACCCCCCAGCACCUGCUGAUCCUCCCCAUCGGACACUACCAGUCUGUGGUGGAGCUGAGCUCCGACGUGGUGGAGGAGAUGAACAGGUACAAAGCUGCCCUGAGGAGCUUCUACAAGAGCAGAGGGCAGCGCUGUGUGCUGUUCGAGAGGAACUACAGGAGCCAGCAUCUGCAGCUGCAGGUCGUCCCGGUGCCAUUAAGUCACUGCACCACUGAGGACAUCAAAGAGGCCUUCAUGGUCCAGGCCCAGGAACAGCAGAUGGAGCUGAUGGAGAUUCCUGAACACACAGACCUCAAACAGAUUGCUCCUCCAGGGACUCCAUACUUCUAUGUGGAGUUGGACUCGGGGGAGAAACUCUACUACCGCAUCCAGAAGCAUUUCCCUCUGCAGUUUGGCAGGGAGGUGCUGGCCAGCGAGGCGGUGCUGAACAUCCCGACCCGUGCAGACUGGAAGGAGUGUAAGCAGAGCAGAGAGGAGGAGGAGGAGUGCAGCAGGCGACUACGAGACGAAUUCCAACCAUAUGACUUCGCCUUGGACGACUAACACACACACACACACACACACACACACACACACAGAUAUAGUGACUCCCACACACAGAACAGCAGGGUUGUUGAUGUUAAUUUGUUUUUGUUUUGUUUAUGUUUUUUUGUAUGCACACACACACACUGUUGUAGGCCUUGAGGAUUAAUGUGCAGAAUACAGCCCAGUAAAGAAGAGACCCGCUUAUUAUGCUGUAAAAACAGUCAUUGGUAAUAUGCAGAACUUUGCAUUUCUGGAUCCAUUUGGGCCAAAAUUGCAUGAGGUGCAAGCCAUUCUGUGUUUCUUUCCAGAGCCGCCAUUUUGCAGUGCAAUACAGUGUGCACUCUGGGAAACCACAAACUUAAGUAGAAGUAGAUAAAGCAGGUUGAAGCUCACUAAGAAAUGGUAAGUUAUAACACUUUGAUUACCAAAUAACGGCUGAAAUGAACUGGACAUCACAAACUUACAUGGAAGAGGAUCUCUAAAUGGAUUUUUUUCCCCUAGGAAAUAGUGAAUGUUUAGAACAGCAAAUGUAAAAGCAUUCAUCAACUGACUACAGCUGGAAUCACUAUUAUGGCAUAUCAGUCGGAUAUGGAGGAUAGUAAAAGGGCCACUUUGUUAUGAAUGUGUAUCAAGUAUUAUUUUAAGAAACAAGUGUAAAAAAAAAAAAAAAGCUUGGGACCAUUCUAAAUUUUUAGUCCGUUCCACUCAGUUCAUUUCAGUUCAGUGUCUCCAGGCUUAAACAUGUUUUUAUUCUCUUCUCAGCCUGUCUCAUGUCUGUCUUCACUGAAGUGCCACUGCUAAAAGUGUUUCUUUGGGUCAUGUUUUGCCACGCAAUUAAGGUGAAUGGUAUUUAAAAUGUGUCAUUUAUGUGGUCUCUUGAAGAGCUGUGUAUGGAAAAAGUCAGUUCGGGCAGAGUGGCGAUGCUACAGAUUGCCAGAAGUCCAUUUAAGCCACUGUUUUUAUACACUGAAUCCACUUCCAGCAGCGCAGUUGUUAAAUGACUGCUUCACAAUUUAUUUUAGAUCCACGCAGAUUGAGGAGAAACUGAUCCCUGCACCUCAGUGUCACAACUUUUAUAGGUCCAACACUUAGACCCAGUCACUUUAAACACAGAUGGUCAACAGCGCUUUUCUAUCAACAUUUUUACAGGGACUCUUAUUUGGUUUUUACUUUUAAUUCAAAGAAAAAUGUUUUUAAAGCUAUUUCUGUCAAGAUCCUCUGUGUACAGAUUUACUUUAUUUUGUAUGUGGAUUAUAAUUAAAGUCUCAUUUUGUA